AUGAUGAUGAUGAUGAUGGUGAUACAGCACAAGGAGCUGCUGCCUCUCAGUGGAGAACACAACACUCUGAUGCUGAUGUCCAGACAGAAUAAUGUGAACAACAAAUCAGUGGAGAGGAUUGAAGCCGAGCUGCAGCUGAUCCACAAGGAAUGCCCAACGGUUUAUAUUGACCUGCGUUGCGUCGAUACUUCAACAAAACAACAGAGAACAUCCCCAAAUGUUUCAUCAGAGCCCAAGUCACCAGCCAAACUCAACACCCACCAGACAACAACAUCUAUAAACAAACCCAAUCUUAAUGUGCAUGCUGGAUCACAGACAGGAAAUAGGGAAGUCAUUGGCAAGAGUCUGCUGCUCCAGAAAAUCAGGGAGAUGAGGAGAAAUGAGAAUGCAUUUUCAGUGCCAGGGAAUGAAGCAGACGAUAUGAAAGAGAACAUACCCCAUGCCAAAAAGUCAUCACAUGUACACUUUGACAGAAACAUUAAAAUGGAAAGCCCCAAAACAACUCAGCAAAGUACAAUCAAAGAAACAAAUCAUCCGAGGGACCAAACGAGACAGCAAGUUAGGAAACCAUUACAACAUGAACAACGGAAGAUUCUUAAGCAGCUGGAGAAACAUCGCCCAACCAAAUCUGUCAAUCAGAAGCAGCCAGCUGCUGAAAGGACGGACGUCCUGUAUGAUUUCGAGGCAUCUCAUCUACAAACAAUCUGUACACUAUCAGCAGAUAUUGAAAGUAAGGGGUGUAUGCUGCUGAUUGUCGACCUAUCAACUCCUGGUACAGUCGGAGCAAGGGCUCAUGGGAGGAACAAACAUCGAAAUCCAGCUCCGUCCAAACCAGACAUCUACAACACUUUAGUGGCUUGGUUUCUGUCUUUGGCUGGCCCACAACAUGAUGAAGAGGAGGGUAGUGCAGAGGUCCCAUUCUGGGUUGCAGGCCUUCAGCAGCUGUGGACAGAGGGUGGACUGGCUCUGCACGUUUUAGCCGUGGCUCGGCAAACGUACACGCCAAGGAAAAGGGACAGAGACAUCCACACACGGUUCUAUAACCAUGUGUGCCGGUUCCUCUCUGAGACUUUGCUCACUCAGAUCGCCCACUGGCUUCCUCAGCUGAAAAACGUGCUGGACCAACAAACCUACGCCUCACCCAUCGAUCUGCCCUCCUCCUGUCUGAACUGUUUCAUCUCCACCACCACAGACAGAAUGGUUAUAGUUCGGACAUUUAGCCUCAGCCCAGGGUUUUACUGGCAGACUCUGGAGACUCAGGAGCGUGUGUGUAAGGGGAGAGAGAGCACACAGGAGCUGCACACUGAGUCGCUCUGGGGCGCAGAGCUUUCUUCCUAG
Molecule: messenger RNA, 1338 nt
Organism: Trematomus bernacchii (emerald rockcod)
Lineage: Eukaryota; Metazoa; Chordata; Actinopteri; Perciformes; Nototheniidae
Exons: 9
Coding region: 1-1338 (445 amino acids)
Molecular function (GO): dynein complex binding
Source: RefSeq, a predicted model, not a curated record